Eriocheir sinensis (Chinese mitten crab) is the source of this 4761-nucleotide messenger RNA. RefSeq lists its product as uncharacterized. The coding region runs from base 1041 to 2573 and encodes 510 amino acids. Lineage: Eukaryota; Metazoa; Arthropoda; Malacostraca; Decapoda; Varunidae. Gene Ontology annotation, biological process: synapse organization. The record is from RefSeq and is a predicted model, not a curated record. The transcript is spliced from 12 exons. Gene Ontology annotation, cellular component: neuron projection membrane.
UAGGGGGAGGUCACUGUAGCGGGAGAGACGAACGAUUUUCGUGUGUUUCUUUUCUUGUAACUCGCCUGUCAUUACACAUCUUCUCCAACAACAAUGUCUGUGCAACCUCAACUUGACAGUGACAAAAAUCGCACCGAUAGUGGCCCUGUACAAGGGGAGGAACCCCCUACAGGAAGCCUACAAUAGCACAGGAGUUCCAGUGAGCACAGUAGGCUAUAGGGUGGCGGCGGCGACUCACUGCCUCGACAAAAAACAUCCUGGCAAAACAAAGAAAAUUAACCAACGGACUUUAAAUGCCAUCAGACGUCAACAAGAGAUUAAUCCACGGCUUGCAGCAAAAGAAAUACAACAAAGCAGCUCCAGAUCACUUGAAACUGUUAGUUUACAUGUAGUGUAAUAUCUGAAUGAAUCUGAACGACUGAAUAGCCUCUCUUACCGGCCGGUGCUAAAACCAGAGCUGACAGAACGUCAGUGGAGAAACAGAGUUAUAUUGUUAAGAAAUACAACCAAUGGGAUGAUGUCAAGUGUCGUCGUGUGCUCUGGAGUGAUGGGGCAGUGUGUUGUGCGGCUGGCAACACGUCUGGCAGGGUGUACCGACCCAGAGGCAGCGACCCCAUUAACCCCAAGUGUACCAGAGGUGUCGUGAAACAUACAGACAAAGUGAUGCUCUGGGAAUGUUUUCUUAUCAUGGUGUUGGUGACGUAAUGUUCCUUCCUGACAAUGUUCCUAUGGCCAAAAAACGAGUUAUCAGGUGUCGCCAGUCAUCGGUAACCAUCCUUAAGACAGCGACAACGAAGGCAUGGCAGGAAAUUGACCCUGCCACACUGCAAAACCUCGCCAGUUCCCUUCCUGCCCGUCUUGUUGAGUGCAUUAAGCGUAAGGGGAUGCCGGCACACUACAAGAACGUGGUGAGCAAAAGGGGCGCGGCGCCUUCAAGAUGUGGCUCCAGGUGAGCAUGAGGGGCGCGGCGCCUUCAAAAUGUGGAUCCAGGCACUCAGGGAUGGGGUAAGGUCCUGGGGGCAGUUUACUAUGUUGGUGGCAUGCCGAGAAUGGUCCCGGAGCCCUCGCCUCCCUCCAAGGGGGAGCAGCGGCCUCUUCCCUGGGAACCUAACUCCCCUGGGCCAACGUUUGACCCUUCGCCACCCCAGAAUGUGACAGCACUGAAGGACGACAUUGCUUACCUCCACUGCAUCGUCCACAACAGAGGAAACAGGACAGUAUCGUGGAUCAGGGUGUCAGACCUACACAUCCUGACGGUGGCUCAGUACACGUACACGGCAGACGACAGAUUCGAGGUGAUUCACUCCCCGGACUCGAACGCCCAGUCAUGGGUUCUGAAGAUCAACUCCGUGCAGCCUCGCGAUUCAGGACGAUAUGAGUGUCAGAUCAACACUCACCCCACGGACCCCAUCACCUUCCCCGUCGACCUGUCCGUCUUCGUUCCUUCGGCCAAGAUUCUAGGAUCACAUGAGCGCUACGUAGACAGGAGUUCCACCAUCAACCUUACCUGCAUCAUAAACUUCAAUCCUGAGUCCCCAACCGAGAUCUUCUGGUACCACAAUAACAAGGUCAUCAACUACGACAACCGUGAUAGUCGGGUCAGCGUUAUUACCGACCGAGGCGCUGUGACGAAGACUACUCUGCUGAUCCACGAUGCCCACGACGCAGCCACGGGCACCUACUCCUGCGUGCCCUCCGUCUCCACCACCGCCUCCGUCAGGAUACACAUUCUCAAAGGCGAGAUACCAGCUGCGAUGCAGACCAAUGCUGCCAGCGUUGUGUGUCGACCGCUUCGUUGGCAAAAUUUCUUCGGAGACCAAUUCCUCCUGCUCCUCCUCCUGCUACUACUCUUCGUCUUCGGAUGCUUCUCCACUAACCAUAAAAUUGUGAAGCACGGCAACGACCAGGUGUUCAUCUCACCCCCCAAUGAAGCACCGGCGGUGAAGAAUUAUGGAAAACUGCUGGUGGAGAUGGUCCGCUGUGUGCCUGAUGGAAUGGUGUGCUUCUGCAAAUCGCACCUGUCCCUGGAAAGUGCUGUAACCACCUGGUGUUACAGCAACAUGAUACAUGACCUUCAGAGACACAUGCUGGUGUUCAUAGAGACUCAAGACGAUGGCGAUAGAUUCUUGGCACUUCUCAACUACAUGAAGACACGAGAGCACCAUUUCCUCAAGUUCGACGCCAUGAGAUACGCGGCAAAUUCCGUCGGGCGAAUACUGCGAGACAAGACAGAAUACGGCAUCGUAAUGUUCGCUGACCAGAUGAUUUCCAGGCUAAACAAGCGGGACAACCUGCCGCGCUUGGUCCAGGCCCGUACACGUUACCUGUCCAUCGAUGAGUUUGUGCAGGAGCAGAUGGCCUUCACCCGCGACGACCCGAUCGGCGUGUUCCUGCUGAAUGCUGAACCUGAAAAAGCUGCCACUCAACGAGGAUAUUUCCCAAGUGAAGCAGCAAGCACAGCUGAGACUAUAGCAUCCCCUGGGCCGCGGUACUCCAUGGUCACAUUGGCUGCUUUUGACACAAUAACAGCAGAGAAAGAAGUGUCGCUCUAUGCCCACACUGGCCACUUCUGACACUGUAACACCACUUGAGGAGUGUGGCUCUUGAGUUACACGGGUCAGAACAGACACUUUUUACACCACUCUGAGGGAGUGUGACUGUGUGGUCACAUUGGACACUUCAGCGUCACGUUAUAGCUCCUGAUUUGUGGAAUACUUUACCCAUGGGAAGAGACGAAAUAGAAUUUAUGUGAUCCAUGGGUAAGGAGAUAUGGAUGUGUGUGUGAGGUUUAUCUGACUGGGGAGGGGAUAGUCUAGUUGUCCUUGGCAUCUGCCAGGUAAGAGGAAGGGUGAUGUGCCUUAUUAUUGGAAGCAUUCAUGGUGUUAUAGACGCAUGUAGGAAGGAAUGGUUGAUUCCACAGGUCAGCAAAUUGGGACAUUAACUUGCCAGCAAAAUACAUCCACAGGGUACAUCGUGUUGGUUUCCUAACGAACUAUCACUUAUAAAAACUAUAAGGUAAAAAUCAAUGUUUAGCACUUGAGGAAUGGUAGAUUCAUUAAAUAAUCUUGAGUUCUUUUAAUCACUUUGUACAGAUAAAGUUUGAAUUUAAUAUAUCAUAGACUGAUUAACAUGUGACUAUAUAAAUGACAGUAUUUUAGUAAAAGAAAAAGCAUAUAGAUGAUAGUAUCUCAUUUCUUACGUAUAUAGGUGGAACAAGCUCAAACUUAUAUUUCUAUGAAUAUUAUCAGGUAUUAAGUUGAUGUGUCAUUGUAAACUGACUAACAUUUGAUAUAAGUACACAUACCAGCUAAAGAUAUAUCAUUCAUAACAAAGGUGUUUGACUGUGCGGCAGUAGAUAUAAAUGUUUACACUGGAAGGCAAGCCAGUGAGGGAGGGCAUAGCUGGUGUGAGAAGGGCACGGUGUGGCUGAAAAGCUGUGGUGAUGAAAGUGAGAUCAGUAAUGAAAUGGAUGGCAGAUGAAGGAAGUGCAGAUGGAGACUGUAAAGCUGGCGAGGAAAGGCCAAUCUGUAGACAAUGAGGAAAGUUAUAGAAUGAUAACCUUGUGAAAGGAGGCAAAAAUAUAUGCAUUGAUUGAAGGACUAUGGUAUCUGUGUGUCAGAAUGGAGAUAGUAAGUGAAGCUAAAGAAAGAUGAACAGGAGUGGAGGGUUUGGCUGGUGUUAUUAGCCAGAGAAUCAUUUUUGCGGAUUAGAGCGAAGUAAAGGUAAAGUUGGGUGCAUACGCAUAGCUGCGCGUGGCUGUGAUGCUCAUCUCUGUCACAUUUACCCUUCAAGUCUGUGGUGGGAUAUAGCCAUAACCCAGGACAUGGACCACUGUGAAGUUCGGGAUGGCCACAUUUUACCUUCCACAAGUUUCUCUAGUCAUCGGUUUAGCGACCAGCCCGAAAACUAAGACGAACAGCUGGGUGAGCUGCACACCGACUGCCAGGGCCGGGAUUCUAACCCGAGCCAGCGGAUUCGUAGCUAGGAACGCUAACGACUGCCCCACGGAGCCAGAGCAAAGGCUAGAGUGGAAAUAGGGGGUUAAGUAUCAGAAUGACAGGCUGAAGAAGGAAUAGGGCUAACUGGGUCAGCAGGUGAAGAUUUUGUCCGGAGAGAGGCCCAUGGCAGUGUAGGUAUUGUUACACUCAAGUUCAGACAAAAGCUACAUCUUUGCUAAACGAGUCGAGUUCCUGUAGCCGUGACUAUUUGACUCGCCUGGAGAGGGGACACUUUAUUUUGUGGACAAAUGCGUUCACACACCUGAUGAGCUAAUUCGGGCAGAAGUAACUGUCAUAGUAUGAAAUGUCUGGAGUAAUAUCUAUAUAUAAUAUUUGUUGAAUAGCGAAUCAUGUGAAAUUAAAAUUGUUACUUGACGUGCUUGGUGUAUAUACACAGCUAGGUUUAAUUUCAUUCCAACAAUAUCUACCCCAUCAUGGCCUGCGAUCAAUACAAAAAAACAUAACACUAUGCUCCACUCACACCUGCACACUCUCCCUUACCUACCUGUUGCCUGAUUGAGCAUUUGAAUCUACUGCCUCGCUUGGGGAGUAUCACUGGCUGGUCUAGCUAUAUAACCUGCGAAAAGCUCUUAGUCGGUCCAUGGAUCAUUCCUCCCUCACUAAUCUAUUAUUAAAAUUGUCUACUUCCUGCAGAUCACUCAACCCUUCCCUAAUCUGCAGAUGCACCUCAGUAGUGUAAUGGGCACCAGGAUGAAAUUGUUUAGUAAGAUUUAUCAUAAUAAAAUAAAAUAAACUAUUUCCA